This is a messenger RNA of Lingula anatina, 672 nucleotides long. Its product is annotated as beta-1,4-N-acetylgalactosaminyltransferase bre-4. Gene Ontology annotation, molecular function: galactosyltransferase activity; N-acetyl-beta-glucosaminyl-derivative 4-beta-N-acetylgalactosaminyltransferase activity. Gene Ontology annotation, biological process: carbohydrate metabolic process; glycosphingolipid biosynthetic process. Gene Ontology annotation, cellular component: Golgi apparatus. Lineage: Eukaryota; Metazoa; Brachiopoda; Lingulata; Lingulida; Lingulidae. The record is from RefSeq and is a predicted model, not a curated record.
AUGGUACGAUGCGUGUUACCCCGUAAAGAAUUGGGCAAAACUGUAAUUGAUGACAGCAUCGACUUGCAUCAGUUCAGCAAAGAACAUCCAGAAAUACAACCAGGCGGCUGGUGGAAACCACGUGACUGUAAGGCGAGAUCUCGUGUGGCUUUCGUGAUACCAUUUCGCGACAGGUGGAAGACGCUCAGAGUGCUGUUACCGCAGUUACACCUAGUCCUGCAGAGACAGAAAAUUCAUUACCGGAUCUUUCUGUCAGAACAGAGUGGCAAUGAAACCUUCAAUAAAGGUCGCAUUAUGAACGCAGCGUUUUUAGAAUCGCAGAAGAUAUUCAGUUUCGACUGUGUAACAUUCCACGACGCUGAUCUGAUCCCAGAAAAUGACCGCAAUCUUUACGUCUGUCCCUAUAUGCCAAGACAUAUGUCAGUUUUAGUCAGCACUCUCAACUAUACAGGAUUUUAUAACUUGCUGAUAGGGGGCGUACUGGAAAUGAACAUUUCCCAUUUCCGGGACGUGAACGGUUAUUCCAAUGAGUACUGGGGUUGGGGCGGUGAAGACGACGACAUCGCUUUCAGGAUAGAAAAUUCCGGCUACCAUUUUAUUCGCCCACCACGUGAGGUUGGCAGGUAUUUUAUGGUUGAACAUAAGAAGGCGUACAGGAACCCUCAAAGGUGA